AUGGCUCAAAAUGGUGUGACAAUGAAGCUUCUGAUAGACUCAAAAGGGAAGAGAGUAAUAUUUGGUGAAGCAGACAAGAAGGUGAUAGACUUUCUUUUCCAUCUACUCUCCCUUCCUCUUGGAACUGCAUGCAAGCUUCUCCAAGGUCAAGUCAUGGUUGGUAGUUUGGAAAAUCUAUAUAAAAGCGUUGAAACUUUGGACCGAACUUACUUUCAGGCAGAUGGGCAGAUUAGAGACAAGCUUUUGAAGCCCCAAGUUGUGUCAUUUUGUAGCUCUACUAUGCUGUUGCCUUGCACUACUGAUCCACCACCUUUGCCAACAGUUUAUUUUUGUAGUCAUCCGAGUUUCUUUAGUAAUAGCCGAUGCCGCUCUAUCUACUCCCAUGAUCCUAACGAAGACUGUCCAUCUUGUGGUUAUGAAAUGAGCAGACAGCUUGAGUAUUUGGAGCCACUAACUGAAAACACGACCAACACAAGUAGUAAGAAAGAGGAAGGUUAUGUUAAGGGUGUGGUGAGUUACAUGGUGAUGGAUGAUUUGAGGGUCAUGCCAAUGUCCACUAUCUCUUGCGUUACAUUGUUGAACAAGUUUAAGAUCAAAGAUGUGAUGCUUUGGAGGAACAACUCGUCACUUUGA
Molecule: messenger RNA, 633 nt
Organism: Cucurbita moschata (crookneck pumpkin)
Lineage: Eukaryota; Viridiplantae; Streptophyta; Magnoliopsida; Cucurbitales; Cucurbitaceae
Exons: 1
Coding region: 1-633 (210 amino acids)
Source: RefSeq, a predicted model, not a curated record